Messenger RNA from Aspergillus homomorphus CBS 101889, 2486 nucleotides. Its product is annotated as putative lipoxygenase. The transcript is spliced from 3 exons. Gene Ontology annotation, molecular function: oxidoreductase activity, acting on single donors with incorporation of molecular oxygen, incorporation of two atoms of oxygen; metal ion binding. The record is from RefSeq and is a predicted model, not a curated record. The coding region runs from base 74 to 2347 and encodes 757 amino acids. Gene Ontology annotation, biological process: lipid oxidation. NCBI's taxonomy places the organism in Eukaryota, Fungi, Ascomycota, Eurotiomycetes, Eurotiales, Aspergillaceae.
GCACAUUCGGUAAUCUAGCAAGUAUCUAUUUUCGGCCUGAAAUUAUCACCCGGUACGAAUCCCUUCCGAAGCUAUGGAUCAAAACGAAUCUACACUCAGCCCUCGCAUCUUGCCUGGCGCUACUGACGUCCAAGAGAAAUUGCCGAGAGACCCUGAAAAGCUUCUUGCCAACGACAUUGACACUGCCGUACUCAUCACUGAACUAGCGAAUUGUGAAUAUUUGCCCUGGAAACUUGAAUUCUCUAGUGAUGACGAGAAAAAGGCAUUCGAGGAAAACCCCGAGAAUCUACAUCAGAAAGUUUAUGAACAUGGGCCGCCUCCGUUUGAGGAAGGAACAUAUCGUGGGACUCAGCUGGCACUUACCAAGAUCUAUGAUCUUAUAGAAAAACGUUUUACAUCUUUCAUGGAUGUAGCCAAUUUCGAGCCUUUGGUUCCCUCGCCUCUUACCAGGGAUGCGAAGCAGAAAUUUUUUGCCUUCACAAACGGCUCGGACGGUUACCCACCGCAUCUUAACCUUGCUGGUAAUGCGUCAGUAGCCAAGGAUGACAAAAGCAAUCAGAGAUCGACGCUUUCGCCAUCUAAUCUUUUCGAUAAAAUGCGCCUGCUUCAGCUAAGCUCGCUCAUACCUAGUGUUGUGCCAAAUAAGUUCAAAAGAGCUGCUGCCCAAGCAUCCUCAACAGCCUUUUUUGGUCGUAUGGGCAGACCUGAUGCCGGGGAAAAGCUUGAAGAUGUGGAAACGUACAACAAGAAGUCUCGCGCAGCUAAAUACUUCAAAGAUAUAUUUGACCGUUCCAACAUAGGCGAUUUGACAGAUUGGUACAGCGAUGCCCGAUUUGCCCAGCAACAGUUUACAGGGACGAACCCUACAACGAUUGAAUACGCUUCAGAUCGUUGGCUACAGCACUUUCUUCAAGCUGCAGAAGCACCAGAGAAUGAAGUGGCCAAGAGAACCAUCAUUGAUCUCAGUGACAGCUGCCGAAAGUCUUUGUACAUGCAAGAUUACAGCUACUUUCGCGAGGCUGCUGGGCUGGACUCGACUGCCAUCAUCAAAAGUGAGUUUGUCGAUCCAGCGAAGAAGGACAGGGGUAAGAGCUAUCGAUAUGGUUGCGCAUCGGUGUGUCUUUUCUAUCUUGGUGAUAAUGGCCAGCUUUACCCGCUAGCUAUCGUCAUAGACUGGCGGGGCAGUGCGGAGAAAUCUGUGACAAUUUACAACCGGGAAUUGAUCAAGCGGAAGGAUAUCCGGUCAGGAAGCGAGAAGCAGGACCAAAAGGAGAAGAUAAUUGAUGAGGCUGAUGACUGGCCUUGGAGAUAUGCGAAGACCUGCGUGCAAUGUAGCGACUGGCUUCGUCAUGAAGUCACCGUGCACCUUACGAAUACUCAUCUAGUUGAAGAGGCCAUCAUCGUCGCAUCUCAUCGACAGCUCGACCCGAAUCACCCUGUGAUGAACCUGCUGUACCCGCACUGGCAGAAGACCCUGGCACUCAAUGCUGCUGCCCGAAACACUCUCGUUCCACAUGUCAUUCUUGACCUAAUCGGGUUGGAGAAAGAGCAAGCCCAAUCGUUUAUCAAGCACGCUUACAAGAAUUUUGACUUCAAAAACCGCUACGUACCAACCGAUCUCAUCCAUCGUGGGUUCCCUCCAGAGCAACUCAACAGUCCGAAGUUUCACAACUACGCCUACGCCAGAUGUAUUCACAGCAUGUGGGACAAGAUCAGAACUUAUGUGCAAGACAUGCUUGCUAUAGAUUAUCCGGGGGAUAACGCCGACAAGGCUAUCCUGGAUGACGAACGCAUUCAGGCCUGGUCGGCAGAGAUGCGCCAUCCGGAUGGCGCAGAUUUGCCGCUCUUCCCGUCCAUCAGCACGUUUGAAGAGCUGGUUGAUUGUGUGACCAUGUGUAUUCACAUUGCAUCCCCCCAGCAUACGGCUGUCAAUUAUCUACAAAACUACUACCAGUCAUUUGUCGUCAACAAACCACCCUGCCUCUACACUGAGCCUCCAUCUACUCUAAAAGAUCUGCUCGGUUACACCGAGAAAGAGCUUGUCGAGGCGCUCCCUAUGAAUCGCACUCGGGACUGGUUGCUUGCUUCGCACAUACCAUACCUGCUCAGCUUCAAACCAGAAAAUAAAGAAAGCCUGAUUACCUACGCUGCUUCCAAGUUUCAGGUGUAUUAUAACAAGGGCACAGAGAAGGACCAGGCCAUCGCACGGGCAACUGGAGACUUCUAUACUGCGCUGUUUGAUAGUGAACUGGAGUUCAGGGGUUACGAACAAGUGAUGGAUGAUUACGGAACCAUUCCCUACCAGGUGUUGAACCCAGAGUGGAAUGCUGUGUCAAUUUUGAUUUAGCCUGAUUGACUCGACUCGAGUUCAGAAUUAUCAUCUUGGAAGGACGGCAGGAUAGUUAUCCAGGGUGCAGUCGAGGGGACAUGUCAGCAGGCUUGGUACUCAGGAUAGUUGGGUGAUUAUUUUAGGGCCUUGUGCGGCA